AUGAGACGCUGCCGCUGGCGAGGGAAGGAGGGCAAUGUGGUAACCGGUAAGCGCCAUUUCGCGUCGUAUGCGUCGAUUCCUAGCUCUGGAUGUGGAUAUUUUGAUGGAGACGAUCGCAAGAGGAGUUUAGAAUCUCAGGUAGCUCGAUUGGAGCAAGAACCCGGGGCGGACAAAUCUCUCUACGCCUCGCUGCUGCAAUCCUGUAGGCUGCUGUCGAUCGGGAGGCGGAUCCAUCGCCUGAUCGCUCAGCGAUGGCUGGGCGGCGAUAUUUUUCUCGCGAAUCAUCUGGUAAACAUGUACAGCAGGUGCCAGAGCGUCCAGGAAGCGGUCCAGGUCUUCGAGAAAAUCUCUUGCAAGAACGUUUUCUCGUGGAAUAUCAUGAUCACGGCUUACGUCUUCAAUUCCCAGCCGGUGAAAGCUCUCCAGAUUUUCAAGAGGAUGGAUCUGGAAGGAGUGAAGCCAAAUGUUGUGACGUUUGUUGGAGCGGUGGGCGCUUGCUCGGGCAUUGGAGAGCUGAGUGAAGGGAGAACGAUUCACUCGCGAGUUCUUGCCGAAGUACGUCAACUUACUGUUGUUUUGAGCACCUCGCUAAUCACCAUGUAUGGUAAAUGCAGUGGCCUGGAGGAUGCCCGGCGCGUCUUUGACGGGAUGGAGAAGAGAAACGACGUCUCGUGGAACGCGAUGAUCAGUGCUUACGCCCAGCAGGGGUAUGGAAGUGAGGCGCUGGAGCUGUUUUGGAGGAUGGAGUUUGAGCCAACCGAAGUUACGCUCCUCAAGGUAAGAGAAUCCAUUCUCGUAUUACUAGCUCAAGUCUCUCACACAUUGUCGACACUGCUCUUGUGA
This is a messenger RNA of Selaginella moellendorffii, 843 nucleotides long. Its product is annotated as putative pentatricopeptide repeat-containing protein At3g13770, mitochondrial. Gene Ontology annotation, cellular component: intracellular membrane-bounded organelle. The transcript has 2 exons. Lineage: Eukaryota; Viridiplantae; Streptophyta; Lycopodiopsida; Selaginellales; Selaginellaceae. Bases 1 to 843 code for a protein of 280 amino acids. Gene Ontology annotation, molecular function: protein binding; RNA binding. The record is from RefSeq and is a predicted model, not a curated record. Gene Ontology annotation, biological process: RNA modification.